Molecule: messenger RNA, 1864 nt
Organism: Ylistrum balloti
Lineage: Eukaryota; Metazoa; Mollusca; Bivalvia; Pectinida; Pectinidae
Product: mitochondrial protein C2orf69 homolog
Exons: 2
Coding region: 8-958 (316 amino acids)
Cellular component (GO): mitochondrion
Source: RefSeq, a predicted model, not a curated record
CAAACACAUGAUCAUUACCACUCCUACUUGGUAUAUGUUGUUCGUUCUUUCGGUUUUACGCAGAAAUGCUACCUCCGCAAUCGCAUUAAAAGGUUUACAACGAAUUACAGCAACUAUGGCGACAAAACGGCCCCAUUGUCAGCGUCUGAUUGGAAUGGAAGGUUCCCAUCACAAAGUGAACGACGUUGUGGUCGCUGGAAGAUCUGUCAAGACAGCCAAGCAACAUGUCUUUUUCUUCGGAGGGGAUGUUCAGGACUAUGAAGAGAAAAUGCAUGUGUGUAAUUCAGAGUAUAUCGAAUGGAAUGUAGAGGCAACCGCAGAGUUGCUGUUUCGGCGAUUUCCAGAAGGAAUGAUAAUGGUUGUGAAACCCAAAACUAUGUACUUAAACACAUUCAGUAUAUUCUCAAACUUUGUUGACUUUUCCGAAACAUCAGUGCCUACACAUAGAGAAGACUAUGGUGGACUCGUUCAUUUGGUGAAACUCUAUUCAAACAUACUUAACCGACUUCAGUCUGGAGAUCAUGAUCCCGAGAAUUCUUGUGAUAAAUAUACCUGCAACCCAAAUGUUGACAUUAUUUUGAUUGGAUUUAGCAAAGGAUGUGUCGUCCUUAAUCAAUUUAUAUAUGAAUUGAACUUGGCAGAUCUCGAGAAGAAUGUGAAAGCAUUUCUGGAAAAGGUGAAGUCAAUGUAUUGGCUAGAUGGUGGACAUAACGGGGUAAGCAACACCUGGAUCACUGACCGGCUUUUACUGAAGCAGUUAGCAGCUCAAAAUUUUGAAAUAUAUACCCAUGUGACCCCUUACCAAGUCAUGGAUCCCAUGAGGGCUUGGCUUGGCCAGGAACAGGCAACUUUCGUGAAGGAGUUGAAGGACCUCGGUGCAAAUGUAAAAAAUUUUGAGCAUCAUUUCAAAGAAAAGCCUUCUAUUGAGAAACAUUUCGAUGUUUUAAAGCAAUUUUGAUCGUUUUGUUAAUUCUUAGAAAGUUUCGAUAAUUUAAGCAAAUCAGAACUCAUCAUUAUGCUGUUUUACCAGUAUAUCUGAUCUUAAUUGAUCUUUGAUGUGAUUAUGUACUUCCCUAUAUUCAAACUGAAACAAAAGGUUAUAAGAACAAACUAAGGAGGGUGCACUAAUUCCCACUGAUUAUUUGUGUAGCACCUUUUACUUGGGAUGUUUUUUAGAUUGAAACUAUUUUGUCAUACCUAUCCAUGAUUUAUACUUCAUAAACCUUGCUUUCAACCUUUUUUUUUAAAUUAUCAGUGUUCAAUGAAUUUUUUACCAAUUGUUAUUAAAGCUAUUAACAGAUGAUUUUUAUUUUAAAUAUUUUAUACAUAUUUGUUGUUAUUUAUGUGUUUGCAUGAAUGAAUCAUGAUGAUAAGGGAAAAAAAUUGUUGAAAAAAAAUCAUUGUGUAAGCAAAUAGGAAAAAGUGAAAUGCUUCACUUUACUAUGGUGGUGGUGAAGUCAAUACCCCACUCCCCCUCCUGAUCCACCCUAAAUUUUCCCACUCCAGACGUAUUUGUCAUUAUUUAUAUGAUUUUAUGAAUGAAUUAGGGUGAUUAGGGAAAAAAAUGUUGAAAACAAUGAUUGAAUAAGAAAAUAGCAAAAAUGCUUUACUUUACCUUCGGUUCACUUCACCAUUAAGUAUUUAGACCCUGGUUUAUUUCCCCAUGCUUCACAAUAUCAUGCUACAACAUUCUAAAAUUUGCUAUUUGAAUUGUCUAGCAUAGAAAUUCACCAGCAUUGGGAUUUCCUUUCCAGUUUCUCAAACUUACUCCUUCAAAAUGUCAUUGAUGCAUCUUUAGAGUUUCCCUGUGAUGCUUUAAACUUCAAAUAUUGGCAAUAAAGGCAGAUCCUCAUUAAAAUCGAAA